AUGGAUUCGAACACAUUAUACAAAGAUCUCCCCGUGGAAUGCCUCUUGCGAGUUCUCGGUUUCUUGGCUUUACCGGAAAUUGCGGUCUUAUUCCAAACCUCCAAAGUAUGGAAUUUAAUGAUUUCUACCAAUGAGAAUACGGUAUAUCUUCAACUCGCUGGGGGACUUAAUACGGCGUGCACGUCACUUGAUUCUCCGCCAGAUGCUCUUGACGGCCGGUUGAGCGCAGAAGGGAGCAAGGCCGACUGUACAUCACUACUGAGCGAAGAUGGGAAGUGA
Messenger RNA from Rhizoctonia solani, 279 nucleotides. Its product is annotated as F-box-like domain-containing protein. NCBI's taxonomy places the organism in Eukaryota, Fungi, Basidiomycota, Agaricomycetes, Cantharellales, Ceratobasidiaceae. Gene Ontology annotation, molecular function: protein binding. The record is from RefSeq and is a predicted model, not a curated record. The transcript has 3 exons. The coding region runs from base 1 to 279 and encodes 92 amino acids.